GGAUAGCUUACGAAUAUUUUGAUUUGUUGUAUAGUUAAAAAAAAAAUUUUAUUUGUGUUCACGUCACAACUAUUUCUUCGUCUCCCUUAUGUAAUGGAGGCAUUUCAGAAAUUGCAUUAGGCAUGUUUAGGCCAGUGCUAGCACGCGAAGGAGUACAUGUGUGGCAUGAAAUCAGUCCUGAUAUGAAACUUGAUUCCGUGCCACCUCGGAAACCGGAACCCGAGGAAUGCUGUGGGCAGGGUUGCAAAAGUUGCGUGUUUGAUGUUUACGAGAACGAGCUGCGAAUUUGGGAACAAGGUGGCGAAGUCUCAUCAUGUGACGAAGUUUCGCAAGAUGUUUACUCUGAAUUCGUCCUCACCGCAGUUUCUGAAGAUACGAGUGAUACGAAGAUCUUCUCUUUUUCUGGGAACGUCGCUCUCAGCAAUGUGUGUCUUGGAGAUCAUCUUAUUUGUCGAGAAAGUGAACAAGCAGAUUCUCCAUUUCUUCCUUACCUGUUUCUGAGGAACGGAAGAAUGAAUGAAGAGUUCGUUCGAGAGCAGUUGCUGGAGCUCGAUCGUGAUUCCACAAGCGUUCUUGUGUGCGGUUCCAGAGAUUUUCAGCGCUGUGUGACGUGUUUGUCGAAGGACCUCGGGUUUUCAAAUGUGAUGGAGUUUUAA
Molecule: messenger RNA, 656 nt
Organism: Notodromas monacha
Lineage: Eukaryota; Metazoa; Arthropoda; Ostracoda; Podocopida; Cyprididae
Source: the annotation of a GenBank genome assembly